This is a messenger RNA of Pleurotus ostreatus (oyster mushroom), 1251 nucleotides long. RefSeq lists its product as uncharacterized. The coding region runs from base 1 to 1251 and encodes 416 amino acids. The record is from RefSeq and is a predicted model, not a curated record. NCBI's taxonomy places the organism in Eukaryota, Fungi, Basidiomycota, Agaricomycetes, Agaricales, Pleurotaceae. The transcript is spliced from 2 exons.
AUGACUUUCCUCCCUCAAGAACUGAUCGACAUUGUCAUCGAUCACGCUCAUGACCAGCCAGAAACGCUCAGAGCAUGUUCCCUCGUCUCAUCAACCUUGCGCCCGGCUGCCCAAUUCCACCUCCAUCAGCGAGUAACUUUGCAACCUAAGGCAUCGACGACCCACAUACGCGCUCCGAACCUGCAACUCGGUUUCGACGAUCGCAUCUCCACCCUUCUUAGCACCUCUUCGCACCUUCUACCAUAUACGCGCUCGCUGAUCAUUCGCGAGGGUGCCGCCCCGUGGCUUUUGCGCGAAUCGCUGGGCCUGCUCACCCUACUCGAAAGGCUGGUUUCAUCCGCUACCUUGGUGGAAGUACAACUCCAUAACGUUGAAUGGCAGUAUAUCACUUCUCCACUACAACACGCCCUGUUACGCGUUCUAUCCCUGCGAUCAGUUCAAGACGUGUCCCUUGUCGAAUGCUACAUCCCAACACAUGUACCGUGGACGAAGUUCGUGGGACCCGAGACGAAGAAAUUGGUGUUGGACAGAGUGAAAGUUCACGGAGAUGGGGUGGACCCAAAUUCGGGCAGCAGUGGGGCCGUGGCCGAUGUUGAUAGGAAAGUGGAUACACUCUCCAUCCUGGCGUUCGGGCAACCUACGACUCGCCUCGUGGCGUGGAUCAUGCAUCCCCGGGAAGCGAAACAUACCCAGCGCUUGAAGUCACUCAAGCUGUAUUGCGACAGAAUAUCCGUGGAUCCUCUCAACAAACUCGUGAAAGCAUGCACCUCCCUUGAAUACCUACGCUUCGAGCCCUUUCUCUUUAGGUGGGAUCACCGAGAUGCCUUCCCGUUCCCAAUCACCACACAUAACCACUCUCUACAAACCCUUCAAGUCUCAGGGCUCUACACGGAUCAAAUAAGAUGGCUCACGAGCCUCGUCAGCGAUUUGUCAACCUCCGCGAACCACACCCUUUCCCUGGGAACCGUAUACAUCGAUAUGACGGCGCAAAUACCUGUCCUUCUUUCCAAGGACGAUUAUCUCCACGCAAGAAUCCGUGAAAUUGACGAAGCGGCAACGAGUAGAGAAGCACCCGGACAACUCGACCUCGUGCGGCUACGCCUAGCACUCCCAGGCAUUACGCCGGACGAAGUGGAGAAGAUGACCACAAGGAUGAAAGGAUUCGAAAAGACCUUGAGUGUCGUGAAGGUGGAUAUUGCCGAUCACGGUCGUGCUUGCAAAGGAAUUCCCGAGACUCCUGCCUCUGCCUGA